This is a messenger RNA of Cotesia congregata, 897 nucleotides long. NCBI's taxonomy places the organism in Eukaryota, Metazoa, Arthropoda, Insecta, Hymenoptera, Braconidae. The record is from the annotation of a GenBank genome assembly.
AUGGAUUACGAAAAAGUCCACGAAGUAGAAUUUCCAACCCGAAUUAGUACACUGGCAAAAAAUGCUCAAAUUAUACAAAAACGGUACACGAAAAAACCUCUUCCAACAAUGGAAGAUAUAAAUUGUUUCAGAGAUUACAUUGAAACCAGUUUAGUUUCAGCGAUAAAAUCGUUGGCUGCAGGAUUUCAGCACGAUGCAUGGAAACUAUUGUCUCAAUUUACGCUUAUAUUAAUUCUACUAUUUAACCGUAAGCGACCAGGAGAAUUGGAAAGGAUUCGUUUGGAUGAUUAUAAAAGAGCAAAAACAUUCAAGGAAACAAACAAAGACGAGUACAAUCGAUUAUCGACUGAAGAUAAAAAAUUAGUCGACGAAUAUAUGCGUAUUGAAUUCAGUGGAAAAAGAGGAUUUGAUGGAACACGUUACCACCACCUAGAAGCAUGUGCCUUGAUGCGUCAUUAUAGUACAAAGUGCAAUGCUAAGUAUCCUGAAAGAUUGCGAGCUACAGAACUUCGAAAACACUUUGCUACGACAGUAGCAUCUCUUAAAAUCGAUGAGUGUCAAAUAUAUGAUGUUUCAAACUUUAUGGGACACGCUGAACAAAUUCAUCGUGACCAUUUUCGACAGACAAUUGUAACUCGGGACGUUUGUGGUGUUUCCCAAAUUUUGGAAGUCGCCUCAGGGGUGAAUAGUAUGAUACGACGUGAUCAAAGCAGGUCUAUAUAUGAGCCUACGCAAAAACAGGUUAAAGCUCAUGACUCUAAUAAUGACGACCGGAAUGCCUUUUUAGAUAAUAUGCAACACCACGAGAAAAAUGAAAGUUCUGAUUCAGAAAAUUUCAGUGAUACGACUCAGGUCAAAAAUUUAACGAGGAGAAAACGGAAAAUAGUAAAACUUUGA